Phaedon cochleariae (mustard beetle) is the source of this 2900-nucleotide messenger RNA. The record is from the annotation of a GenBank genome assembly. NCBI's taxonomy places the organism in Eukaryota, Metazoa, Arthropoda, Insecta, Coleoptera, Chrysomelidae.
GACUUGAAUUGUGGAUCUGCUGGUGCGUGCUGCGACUGCUGCGUGUUCUGUUUGUUGUGUCCAAAUUCAACGGUGUCCUGUUCGUCCUGUCCAAACUGAAUGGGUUAACCGCUGCUUUUGAACAAUUUGGAAAGACACAUAGUAAUGUCUGCGAUGGAAACCAAACCACGGAAUGGUUCAACGGAGCUUGAAAGCUUUCUACCUCAUGACAACUCUUCUGUAAAUGUAAUUACAAAGUACAAAAUAUCCAACGGUAAUGACUUGGAAUUAGCUAAUACUGAAUUCGAUCCAUUUAAAUCCAGACAUCUAGAACACCCAGUUUCUGACUGUGAUACACUUACCCACCUCCUCAAGGCGUCUCUUGGAACAGGAAUUUUAUCUAUGCCAGCAGCUUUCUACGCUUCUGGAUUAGUACUAGGAAUAUUUUCUACUAUACUAGUAUCAGUUAUCUGCACACAUUGCUCAUACAUCUUGGUUGUAUGCGCUCAUGAACUAUAUAAGAAAGCGGGAAAGACACAGAUGGGGUUUGCCGAUAUAGCUGAAGAGGCUUGCUUAAGAGGGCCAGCUUGGGGUAAAAAGUUCGCAGGAUCUGCAAGGCAGUUGGUAUUAGUCGGAAUAUUUGUGACAUAUUUCAUGACAUGCAGUUGCUACGCGGUGAUAGUAGCGAAAAACUUCAAUUAUGUCGCUAAUCACUAUCUGGGAUACACAGUCGAAAUAAGGAUAACGAUCGCCUUACUAUUGAUCCCUCUGAUUCUGUUAGCAUACGUUCCCAAUCUGAAGUACUUAGCGCCAGUUUCCAUGCUCGCCAACGGAUUCAUGGCUGUAGGUUUGGGAAUCACCAUGUACUAUCUUGUAGCCGAUAUCCCUCCGAUUUCCGAGAGAAAACUAGUUGCUGAUAUAGCCACUUUUCCGGUGUUCUUCAGCAUCACCAUAUUCGCCAUUGAAGCUAUAGGAGUGGUGAUGCCUUUGGAAAAUAAUAUGAGCCGUCCACAACAUUUCACUGGAUUAUGUGGUGUUCUCAAUCAAGGCAUGAGUGGCGUUACACUGGUAUAUAUCGUUGUUGGAUUCUUCGGUUAUUUAAAGUAUGGAGAUGGCAUAAAAGGCUCAGUGACUCUGAAUCUUCCAAUUGAACAAUAUGCCGCCCAAGCUGUGAACAUCCUGAUUGGCGGAGCGGUUUUCUGCACGUUCGGCUUGCAGUUCUACGUGUGCCUUGACAUUGCGUGGAACGGCAUCAAGAAACGCUACGCAGACAAUGAGACGAUCGCGCAGUACACUCUGCGCACCGUCAUGGUGGUCGUGUGCGUUUCCAUAGGAAUAGCCGUUCCCACGAUAAUCCCUUUCGUGUCUUUGAUCGGUGCCUUUUGCUUCUCCCUUCUCGGUUUGUUGGUACCUAUCGGCAUCGAAAUGCUCACCUUCUGGGAGAAGGGUUUCGGUAGGUACAACUGGAAGAUCGUUAAGAAUAUAGUUGUGGCUGUUACCGCCAUGUUGGCUCUUAUCUUCGGCUCGAAGUCUGCUAUCGAAGAAAUCGUCAUGAUGUAUACUUCACCUUCGAACAGCACUUUACUUAGCAACAGCACGGGUUUGUUAGCCGAUGGAGUAGGUUUACUUGCAAAUACUACUGGUUUAGUAUCCAAUAGUACGGGUUUACUUGCCAAUAGUACGGAUUUAUUUGAUGGUGCGGCACUAUUCAAUGUUACUGCUUUAGCUAAUGCUACAUCGAGUUAAAACAAGGUUGAAUAUCUAUAAGUUUGAGUUUUUUGUACAAGAAAGUUGACUGAAUGUGAGGAAAUAUUUAUGUUCAAGCAUUUUAUAAGAGUAUUCCAAUUAGCAACCAGAUGAGUCCGUCUCAGAAUUUCGUAAAAUUUUAUAGCAAAACAAUAUUGUUUUGAAUCAAAACUAUUUAUAUUUUCUUCCUUCGGCAUCGGAAUGCUCACGUUACGGGAGAAAGGUUUCGAUAGGUACAUCUGAAAGCUCGUGAAAAAUGUUGUUAUAGCUAUUACCGUUAUGUUGGCUCUUAUCUUCGGCUCGAAGUCUGCUAUCGAAGAAAUCGUCAUGAUGUAUACUUCACCUUCGAACAGCACUUUACUUAGCAACGGCACUGGUUUGUUAGUCGAUGGGAUAGGUUUACUUGCCAAUACUACUGGUUUAGUAUCCAAUAGUACGGGUUUACUCGCCAAUAGUACGGAUUUAUUUGAUGGUGCGGCACUAUUCAAUGUUACUGCUUUAGCUAAUGCUACAUCGAGUUAAAACAAGGUUGAAUAUCUAUAAGUUUGAGUUUUUUUGUACAAGAAAGUUGACUGAAUGUGAGGAAAUAUUUAUGUUCAAGCAUUUUAUAAGAGUAUUCCAAUUAGCAACCAGAUGAGUCCGUCUCAGAAUUUCGUAAAAUUUUAUAACAAAACAAUAUUGUUUCGAUAUGUACCAUCUGAAAGCUCGUGAAAAAUGUUGUUGUAGCUAUUACCGCCAUGGCUCUUAUCUUCGGCUCGAAGUCUGCUAUCGAAGAAAUCGUCAUGAUGUAUACUUCACCUUCGAACAGCACUUUACUUAGCAACGGCACGGGUUUGUUAGUCGAUGGAGUAGGUUUACUUGCCAAUACUACUGGUUUAGUAUCCAAUAGUACGGGUUUACUAGCCAAUAGUACGGAUUUAGUUGACAGUGCGGCACUAUUCGAUGUUAACAAAAUUAAUCUAAUUUGGUUAACAUCCAGUUGAAACAAAGUUGAAUAUCUAUUAUUCUGAGUUUUUUGUACAAAAAAGCUGAAUGAUUGUGAGAAAACAUUCAUGUUCAAGCAUUUUAUACCAGUAUUCCAAUUAGCAACCAAAUGAGUUCGUUCUUGAAAAUUUUGUAAAAUUGUAUAGCAAAACAAUAUUGUUUUGAAUCAAAACUAUUUAUAUUUCUAAGUU